This is a messenger RNA of Prorocentrum cordatum, 487 nucleotides long. Lineage: Eukaryota; Dinophyceae; Prorocentrales; Prorocentraceae. The record is from the annotation of a GenBank genome assembly.
AGGUGGAGGCCAGCCACGCGGCGGGGAAGCAGAUGCAGCAAGAGGUCGAGCGCGACUGGAACAGGCAGAUCCGCGACCAGAAGCAGAAGAUGAAGAAGCUCUUCUCCAAGAUGGGCAGCGAGGAGGGACCCGACAAGGAGGCGGCGGAGCAGGCCAAGGCGGAGCGGGCACAGGCUCGGCUGAGGUGUGCCGUCCGGUGGACCAGCGACGACGUGGAUUCGGAUGCCUACGAGCGUGGCGACACACCGGCCUGCGAUGGAUUGGGGCCUCGCGCUCACGCGGACCACGCUGUGGUCCCUGGAGCAGCUCGCCGUCGAGGGGAGAGCAACUGCCUCCCCGACGGCCAGGACCACGAGCGCGCCAGCCUCUGGUUCUUGGGGGCGUCGUCCAGCUGCGAGCUGAGAUGGCUGAAGCCGCCCGAGCUCAUGGAGCGCGGCUGCCUGGGGUGAAGGAGCUCGAGGUGGUCAUGAUCGGCUUCCUGGGCGAG